Molecule: messenger RNA, 3451 nt
Organism: Salvia miltiorrhiza (redroot sage)
Lineage: Eukaryota; Viridiplantae; Streptophyta; Magnoliopsida; Lamiales; Lamiaceae
Product: protein DA1-related 2-like
Exons: 10
Coding region: 1757-3283 (508 amino acids)
Molecular function (GO): ubiquitin binding
Source: RefSeq, a predicted model, not a curated record
UUGUUGUAUACUUUAGUCAUUGUGUCCAUUUUUGUUUUUAUUUUUAGACUAGCAAAAUGAAUAUUUUGAUACAUCGUAAUAUAGUAGAUUGAUGUCACCCUUUUGUCUACCUUGUUUAGCAAGUUGCAUGCUUAUGGAAUAUGUGUGUAGCCCUCUUUUUGCAAUGAGGGCAUCUCUUGUACGCUUUUUCGAUCUUUAUAAAAUUGAACUGCAAAAAAUGCCUUCUCCCUUUUAAUUUCCAUGGAGCCCCAUGUGAAUUUUCAACUUUUCCAUGUUUAAGUUUGAUGAUAAAAGCAUGCAUUUAUUUUCUAGAGAUAAACAAGUUUAAUUUUGUUCAUUAACCCAUUUCUUCCGCUCCGAUUGCUCACUGCUUAAAAAUAUAUGUAUUGCUUAGUUUUACAAAUAAGUCUAUUAAUAUAUGUUUAGAAAAAAAAGAAAUCUAACAAAAGAAAUUAUUGAAGUGAAUUACUGGUGUAGCAGAGUGCUUUCGUGGAGAAUAAAAUGUGUUGAUUGUUGAGUUCAUAUUGUAUUAAUGAUUUAUUGGUCGAAUAUAUCCCUCUCUCGUAUGAUUUAUCUAUAGAUUAUUAUAUGUGACAAUUUUAAUUAGAGUAAAAUAUAUUAAUUCUUUUUCCUAAUUAAAAUUAUUACAUCAGUCGUAAAUACGUUAUGCAUAUUCACGGAGGGUAGGUGAUCGAUUCUUAUAACUAUAUAUAUCGCUUGAUUAUCGUAAUUAUAUCAUGACAUGAUGAUGUGCAUCAAUAAACAUGGUCUCAAUAUAAAGGAUUCAAAUCCGAUGUACCACAUUUGCUUUCUCACUUUGUAUUUUGUUUUUAAUUUUAUUUAUUUUUUUAUAUUUUUUUCUUUAAUUUCAAUUUUGUAUAUUUUAAUUUAAUUUUAUGAUUAUUAACUAGAGUUUAUUCCAUCUAAGGUAUAUAAUUUUGUUUUAGAAUUUAAUUUUACUUUUAUUAGGUAAUUUAAUAUAUUGAUAAAUUAAAAGUUAUGGUAUAUAAUUUUUAAAAAAAGUUAAUUUUUUGAAAUAAAAAUUAAGGGUAACCAUAGUAUUAUAAUUAAUUUUUUUAAUAAAAAUAUUAUUAAAUUAAUAAAUAUAUAAAUGAAACAUAGUUGCACACAUAAAAUUGUGAGACCGUGGAUGUCUACGAACUGAAAAUGACUAGUUGAAUUCUUGAGGCAGCUGCACUGAAGAAACAGAAGAAAAUCCGAUUCAUGGGCGCAAGAGCAAUAUCACCAUCUUCGCUGUGAUUAGCCGAUGAUACUACAACUAAAUUUUAGUAAGAUCUAGAUUAUUUUUAUGGGAUCAUGUUUCUUGAUAUGGACACGCUCCCACUUUUAUCCGAAAUUCGCGCACAUAUUUUAAGAGGGAAAAUGGAAUUUAAACUUUUGUUUUCUUCUCUUCUCCGGCGGUUACAGUGUUGAUGACUCCAUAAAACUCAGCCGUCCAAUCCCAGCAGACUUGUGCUUUUCCCUUUCCUCCAUUACCAUCCCUCUCAUCAGAUUCUCAUACACUUUCUUGAUUUCUUUCCCACAAGCCAAGAAUCUCUCCUCUCACAGAUAUUCCCUCUUUUUUCCUUCUCCCCUUUCUCUCUCUUGAAAAACACUUAGCUUUAUCAAUGAUGCCAUUCUUCUCCAGUUCCUUUCUCUCUCCUAUUCCAUUCUUCUCACCCUCGGUGUUAGUCCCUUUCAGCCCCCCGGAAAACCGCCUUCUAUACAUAGUGUUCCGCCCCCCUUGGCCCCCCCCAUGUCUUCUUCAAAUGUCAACCACCUUUCUCAUCCCUGUAUUUAUGAGAGGAAAUCGCGUUUCAUGAAAUGGCUGAGUAAGAUUUUCAAGGGCGGGGCGAGCAGCAGGGAAGUUUCAACCGGUUCACAGCAACCUCAGUUUCUUGGGGAGGAAAACAUGGUGUGGCGUGCUCCCUUUAGAUCCCUGGAUGAACGAUCUCGGGGCAGCAGAGAGAAGGAGGAAUUAGAUCGCGCAAUUGCGCUGUCUAUGUCAGAAGAUUUAAAGAGACCAAAUGGAUACAGAUGGCGAGCAGAAAAUGAUGAGGAUGUAGCAAGGUCACUUCGCGAUAGUUUCAACUCAGCCCCAUACCCUUCAUAUGCCCCUAGAGAGAGAGAUUAUUAUCCAAGGGGAUCUAGAAAGUGUGCUGGUUGCAGACGUGACAUCGGAUAUGGGAAUUAUCUCGGAUGCAUGGGCGCCUUUUACCAUCCGGAAUGCUUCCGUUGUCACGCCUGUAACUACCCUAUUACCGAGCACGAGUUCUCUUUGUCAGGGAGAGAAACAUACCACAAAUCCUGCUUCAAAGAGCUCAAUCAUCCCAAAUGUGAAGUGUGCCAUCAAUUUAUCCCGACCAACAAUAUGGGCUUGAUCGAGUACAGAUGCCACCCCUUCUGGUCGCAGAAGUACUGCCCUUCUCAUGAGCACGACAACACACCUCGCUGCUGUAGCUGUGAGCGUUUGGAGUCACGCAACACUCGAUACAUAUCCUUGGGAGACGGGCGCUGCCUAUGCUUGGAGUGCAUGGAAUCGGCCAUCAUGGACACCGGUGACUGCCAACCUUUAUACCACUCCAUCAGAGACUACUACGAAGGGAUGAACAUGAGGAUCGCACAGGAAAUCCCAAUGCUUCUCGUUCCAAGACAAGCCCUCAAUGAGGCUAUCGAAGGGGAGAAACAUGGUUACCACCACAUGCCUGAAACAAGAGGUUUGUGCCUUUCGGAAGAGCAGACAGUUACAAGUAUAAUGAGGCGGCCGCGGAUGGACCGUCGUGGGCUAGUAGGUAUCAGAACGCAGCCACAGAAGCUGACUCGAAGGUGUGAAGUUACAGCCAUUCUUGUGCUGUACGGCCUCCCAAGGUUACUAACUGGAGCAAUACUUGCACACGAGCUCAUGCAUGGAUGGUUACGUCUCAAUGAGUUCCGAAAUCUAAGGCCAGAGGUGGAAGAAGGUAUCUGUCAAGUGCUGUCCCACAUGUGGCUGGAAUCGGAGGUGGUGGUGCCUGAUUCCAGAGCCACGACGUCGUCUGCAUCUGCAUCAUCGUCAUCAACAUGGUCGUACGGAUCCAUGCCCCCCUCGUCAUGGCAUUCUUCCAAGAAAGGUGGUAAAUCGAGCGCUGAGAAUAAGCUCGGGGUGUUCUUCAUGCAUCAGAUCCUCCACGAUGCGUCUCCGGCUUACGGUGGAGGAUUCAGAGCUGCCAUGGCGGCAGUUAACAAGUAUGGCUUACGACGUACCCUGGAUCACAUCCGCCACACAGGAAUCUUCCCAGAAUAGUAAUCACAAAAUCAAGAAGAGUAAAAAACAGCCAUGAAAACCUAAUAUGGAACUCUGCGGUGGUUUCAGUUAUAGGUUCAUCGUAGCUUGUUUAUUCAUAAUUUCUAUAUUCAAGUUUGUAAUGAGCGGCUGCUUUUUUUUUUAUCCAUUUAAAGUUCGAUACCUCAA